Molecule: messenger RNA, 555 nt
Organism: Rotaria sordida
Lineage: Eukaryota; Metazoa; Rotifera; Eurotatoria; Philodinida; Philodinidae
Source: the annotation of a GenBank genome assembly
AUGCCACAAUUAUAUUCUUUUCAUUUAAUUGAUUCUAAUGAUAUUCACCUAAUUGAUCCAUUAACAUCUAAUCUACAAAUAUUAUCAAAUCUAACAUUAUCAUUCAUUAAUAAACGUUCAUCAAUUACAAAUCUUACUAUUUCUAGUUGUUCACUCGAUCAAUUAUUCCAUCAUGUGUUUAAAUAUACACCAAUAUUAACUUAUUUUAAUUCUCAAUAUUUUUCGCAACAUUAUAAUCAGACAAUAAAUUAUCCAAAUGAUAAUAUAAAUAAAGCUGUUCAUUUAAAAGAAUUAAGUAUAUUUAAUUUUAAAUAUAAAUUUAAAGAUUUCAAAAGAUUAGCAAAACAGAUACCGAAAUUAACAAAUUUAACUGUUAGAUCAUUAAAACCGAUUAUUAAUUUAUCGAAAUUAAAAUAUUUAAAUAUUUCAUUUACAUUUAAAAUCAAAGAUGCAUAUGUAUUAUUAAGAAUACUACAAGAAUCACCACAAAUAUCAUCAUUAAUGAUUAGUAUUCAUGCUUUAGAACAUUUUGCAUACAAUAAGGAAAUAUGUUAA